Molecule: messenger RNA, 718 nt
Organism: Sphaerulina musiva SO2202
Lineage: Eukaryota; Fungi; Ascomycota; Dothideomycetes; Mycosphaerellales; Mycosphaerellaceae
Exons: 1
Coding region: 99-704 (201 amino acids)
Biological process (GO): maturation of SSU-rRNA from tricistronic rRNA transcript (SSU-rRNA, 5.8S rRNA, LSU-rRNA)
Cellular component (GO): nucleus
Source: RefSeq, a predicted model, not a curated record
ACGAUCUCUACAUACGCGUAGCCAGACGUUUGCUGGUCGCAUUCUCACAGCUGACUAGAUUGGUCGACCAAGACAUAGCGCAAGGCUGGUUCAACAUCAUGACCUCUCAGUCCUCAUCCUCGGGCUCAACGCCUGCUGUUCCAGGCGGCGCAACCCCAGAACAACUCGAAACAGCCUUCGAUAACUCCAUCUGGUACCUCAUCUCCCUCUGGCCCGCAAUGCGCGCUGCUCUUGAAAACAACUGGGGUGGCCCCGACUCUUCCGAUAAACGCGACUGGUUCGCCGGUGCGGUCUCCGAUCUCCUUGCCUCCCAUCCUGACGAAGGUCAAGAAUAUCUCGAAGAUUUCUUGGUGCAAGUUAUGGGGGAUGAGUUCGAAUGCAAUGUGGAAGAUGAGAGUGAAGCUGCUGUUGCGGGGGACAUCUUGAAGGUGAGAAGUAGAUUGGUGGCGGAAAGGAAUCUACAAGCUGCGCAGGAGGUAGAGCAAAGGUGGAGGAAUCGAGGGAGCAUGAAGCAUGAUAAAGUGGUGGUGCAGGAGAUUGAUCAAGAUGCUGAUGAGGAGGAGUUUGAGGGCUUCGGAGACGACGAUGAGAUGGAAGAUGCUCCACCACUGGUCAGUGUGCAGAGAGCGCCGAAGGAAAAGGUAAUUCCAGAGGUGGAUGACGAUGGGUUUACGAAGGUUGUUGGGAAGAAGAGAACGGGCUGAGCGGGCUUUGGGCA